Molecule: messenger RNA, 14327 nt
Organism: Coregonus sp. 'balchen'
Lineage: Eukaryota; Metazoa; Chordata; Actinopteri; Salmoniformes; Salmonidae
Source: the annotation of a GenBank genome assembly
GAAGCAGAUUGAGUGCGAUAUCCUAUCUCUUCACAUAGAAGGUCUUUGACCAAGCGAUCAAUAGUGAACGCUUGGGGGUAGAAGUGUGAGAGCAGUGACCGCUAGCUGCAUGUCAGCGAGAAGAGGCAGGAAGGGAAAUAUCUAUAGAAGGGGGGUGGUGAACAGGGAUUUGGGCUCCUUCUUUCAAAUUUGGCUGUAACGUUAUCUCUAUAUAGAUCCAAAUUAACGAUUCUUGCUACGAGGGGAACACCACUCAACAACAGCUGUAGCUAGCUACCACCAUCUCCCGCAGUCUGAGCGAUCGCCGUGUCUUCCAUACGAUGGGAAACGCUGCUACCGCCAAGAAAGGCAACGAGCUGGAGAGCGGUGAGUUGGGACGGUCGCUGAGCAUAAUCUAUACUAACUAAUGUUAGCUAGCUACCGAGUGAGUAUGCUAACAUUAGCUAAUGUUGACACAUUUGAAACAUUUUAUGCACAACAUCGGGAGAAUGUAUCCCUGAUGUUGUAAACAUUUACAUGAAUUACACCCUCCCCCUACAUUUCGUAUAGUAAUUGGUUUGUGAAUUAAUCCCAGCUAGCUAACUAGCUACAGUACAAGGAAUGUAUAACUAAAUAGUUACAACCUGAUCCAGAGGCCUAGCUAGCUGCUAACAUUUGCUAGCUAGCCGGUCGUUUUAGCCCGUUCGCUAUGAUGUCUACCUAGCUAACGUCAGUAAGAGUUAGAUAUAUAUCAGCGUUAGUUAGCCACCACCAGGCCCGUGAGACAUCACCAAGCCAGAGUAGUAUAAUGUGCAAUGCCAGCUACAGUACUGUAGCAGUAGCAUAGCCAGCCAGCUAAAGUCUUGACUAUCUGACGUGUGUUGGUCUCAUAGCCUAUGGAGGCCUGUUGUUUUGUUUUGAUAUUGCAAUUGUAGAUUAGUUUUAGCUAGCUAAUUUGUAAUUUUACAAGUGAGAGAGAUCAUUAGCAACCAGAAGUUCACUCCACUCGCAAACUAUUUACAAAUGUCAUGUUAGAUUAACCACACUAAGGAUAAGUAGUUUAAUGAGUAGGGUGUUUCAAUUAUCAGACUGCCUCACAUCUCAGUCUUGAGGCGCUGUAUAAAUAUAUACAGCUUUCCCUCUACAGUACUCUCUAGCGCUCCUCUAAACAGUGACCAAAUAUGGCGAAAAAAUGACAAAUGCCCACUUGCCAUUCAUAAAACCAGGCCCGUAAUACAACCUUCCCAAGUGAUUUAUCUCACAAGUCUUUUUGGUUUAGAGUCUGUUAAAUCUUAGUGAUGUGAAGGUCUACACACGCACACAGAGCACAGUUUGUCAUUGACUGGAACAGCUUGUCACUAGACCUUCGUCAGAGGAUAAGGGGAAUUACAAGCUUUGACGCAACUAGCCCUGGGACUGUAUUAAUUUGCAAUGGUACACUUUGACGUAUGUAUGCUGAUAAUCAAUGCACAGCAUGACUUGAUACAUUUGAAAUGUUUCCCCAUGAUGUCCUAUACAGUCAGGAAUAUGGAGACAUUGGUUUGUGUCCAGAUCUGAAUGUAUGUGAACUGCUUGCAAACGAAUUGUGAGUUUUCAUAUAUGCUGUUCAAUCUACUUCACUUUUGAUAAAUGUACGGUCAAAUUUGAACAUUUAUGGUAGGUAUCUGGGUUGUUUAAAAGCUUUGUCACUUUACAAUGCUGUUAAUCUGUUCAUAUAAGAUUUAUUGAAGUGUUGGAAGAGACCAGGCAGAGGCACAGGAACCUGGCCAGCCUCAGGUAUCUUCCCAGUUUCAGGAAGCAAGCAGUGUUCUUUGAUCUGAUCAGUGCAACCAAAAGCCUGUGCUGUGCUGUCCGUUUUCCUGUUAGUUUUGACAUGACAUGAGCCCCAGUCUCUCAACCUUCUAGUAUUAAACCUGACUAAGCCACAUUGUCCUCAACUGCUGCUGCUACAGAUUUGUCUGCCCUGUUGCUGUUUACAGGGCCGGCAACCUGGUUCCUGAUAACAGCCCAUGUGUGUGUUGCGCUAGCCUGCUAACCUCCUCACCAACUCAGACUUGUUCUCUUGGCUUGGCUCUUGGGAGAUGUCAAAACACUCCCAGUUUGACAGGGAGGGAGGGAUGAAGGAGGUAGGGAGGUGGACACGAAUUAAAGAUGCUAGAUAGGCUAAUUCUGACACUGAAUUCUGAGCCUUGUUUCACUGUUCCGCGUCACAACCUUCCAUGUUGUUAAACAUGUUAGGCAACCAUGUUCUAGAAAUAUGAAUUUAGUGGUGCUCAUCUCUAAAAACGGUACUGUACUGAGGUGUACAUUAUUCUACUGUACAAUACUGGACACCUAGCAUGUCUUUAAAAGGGGUCACAUUCAGUACAGUAAACCAUAACCAGCUCUGAUUAUGUAAACAUUUACAUUAGCUAGGCGGUCAUAUACAGUGCAAUCAGAAAGUAUUCAGACCCCUUGACUUUUUCCACAUUUUGUUACGUGACAGCCUUAUUCGAAAAUUGAUUAAAUUAGUUUGUUUCCUCAAUCUACACACAAUACCCCAUAAUGACAAAGCGAAAACAGAUUUUUAGAAAUGUUUGCAAAUGUAUUAAAAAUAAAAAAUUCAGAAAAAGUAUUCAGAUGCUUUGCUAUGAGACUCGAAAUUGAGCUCAGGUGCAUCCUGUUUCCAUUGAUCAUCCUUGAGAUGUUUCUACAACUUGAUUGGAGUCCACCUGUGGUAAAUUCAGAUUAGUUUCAAUUGAUUGGACAUGAUUUGGAAAGGCACACACCUGUCUAUAUAAGGUCCCACAGUUUACAGUGCAUGUCAGAGCAAAAACCAAGCCAUGAGGUCGAAGGAAUUGUCCGUAGAGCUCCGAGACAUGAUUGUGUCGAGGCACAGAUCUGGGGAAGGGUACCAAAAGUCUUUCAGCGGCAGGGACUGGGAGACUAGUCAGGAUCGAGGCAAUGAUGUACAGAGAGAUCCUUGAUGAAAACCUGCUCCAGAGCACUCAGGACCUCCGACUGGGGCGAAGGUUCACCUUCCAACAGGACAACGACCCUAAGCACACAGCCAAGACAAUGCAGGAGUGGCUUCGAGACAAGUCUCUGGAAGAGACCUGUGCAGCAACGCUCCCCAUCCAACUUGACAGAGCUUGAGAGGAUCUGCAGAGAAGAAUGGGAGAAACUACCCAAAUACAGGUGUGUCAAGCUUGUAGCGUCAUACCCAAGAAGACUCAAGGAUGUAAUCGCUGCCAAAGGUGCUUCAACAAAGUACUGAGUAAAGGGUCUGAAUACUUAUGUAAAUGUGAUAUUGUAGUUUUUUAUAUAUAUAUAUAUAUAUAUAUAUAUAUAUAUAAAUAUAUAAAUUUGCAAAAAUGUCCAAACCUGUUUUUGCUUUGUCAUUAUGGGGUAUUGUGUGUAGAUUGAUGGGGGGGGGGGGGAACGAUUUAAUCAAUUUUAGAAUAAGGCUGUAACGUAACAAAAUGUGGAAAAAGUGAAGGGGUCUGAAUACUUUUUGAAUGCACUGUCUAAUAUAGUCUACAUGUCAGGCCAGGGUUUAGUGGUUCAACACACAGAGUAUCCUAUAUAAAAAUAACUGCACAAUGAUUGAAGCCUUUUUCUGUUUGCUACAUCUUUGUAUUUGUACAGAAUUUGCCAUCCUAGUCAUGUAAUUUUGUCAUGUCUGUUGUGACUUUCUUACCCACAGGGGUCAUUAACAACCAUUCUAAUUAGUAUUCUUGUGUUUUUCUGUGUCAAACUGAAUUACAGGAGAAGAAUGACAACUCUUUCUCUCUGUCUCUAAUACUGUCAUUUUCUUUCCUUCGUUGUCAUCUAUUGUUCUUCACUGCAUAUGGUCCAUGUUUGUUGAUCUGAUAUCCUUGUUGUUAGUGCAUAAAUCUAUCUAUCUCUCUCUCUUUCUUCCACAUCAUCCCUUCCACAUUGUUCCUGCAAAUCCUUGGGUGAUAUAUAGAGACUUUUGGUAUGCCCACUCUUCCACUAGAUGCCCAAAAUGACAGAAGUCCGAACCCCUUGCACACAUUGAUUAUAUUUUGAAUGAACCCAAGCUUGGCUUGUAGUAGUGGUUCAGUAUAUGCUUCGAUUUAUGUUCUGCCAAAACCAUUACCUAAACCUGUGUUUUUGUCAUCUGCAUUCUGUCAUUCUGGAUAUCUCCUGUCUGCUGUGUUUUUCCAUGUAUGAUGGUUUGUCCUUGCUCGUCAAAAACAAUUCUGUAAUGAAUACUGUGAGUGUUAGAGCCUUCCCGUGAACAGUAUUGGGCCCUAAUGCACAGUCAGUUCAGAAAGAAAGUGAUGCACAAGAGUUCUGCAUGUUUUAAGAGAGACCAGCCUCUCCUCUUGUCUUAGUGAAUUCUUACAUCCCCCUCUCUAUUUAAAAAAAGAGAAAUGGGGCUCUUGGCAUCACUUCUUACUUAGACUGCCCGUCUUGGUUGGUGUGUGUGUUUUUUUGUAUCACUAGAAACAGAACGUUUUGAUGUUGUUUCCUCCCCCCUUACGCCGUACAUGUAUUUUGUGGAUGUAAAAUGCAGAUGAGAGUUUGGUUAGUUAGACCUUACCAGUCUUCGUCUCCAUUGAAUUACGUUUCAUACGGAUUUUGUUACAAUUAAUCCCCAGCAUUGUUCUAGAAUUUCCACAUAAGAUUCCAUUAAGAUUUCCUUUGUACUUUGUUACCCGCUCCAUGCAAACCAAAUCCCAAGUCAAUAAAUAGGAAUGAAUCAUGCGUUGACAGACAAUUCCUUCCUGUGUGCUAAUUGUGCUUGUGUGUAUCUUUCUUCCAUACAGUGAAAGAGUUCCUAGCCAAAGCCAAAGAAGACUUCUUACGGAAAUGGGAAUGUCCACCACAGGUGAGAUGUUUUCAAUGCUCUUAAGGCUGGAGCUACAAAUCCAGGGUUUGGGGACUCCUUCUCAUUUAUUUCUGUGAUUCCUCACAUCCUAUCUCUUUGCCUUCUUCUCAACCGAAUUGGGGAGAAGGUCCAAGGUCCUUCACCAAUGUGUAUCGAAAAGGAGACGAGUAGUGGAUGUGAGGAAUAUCUUAAGUUUCACUGAGUAAAAGCCUGGGACUGCUGCUGUGGUAUAUCCAUUAGGUAAUCCACAUCCUGUGUUUUGUAUGACCCAUUCCAGAGCACGACGGGCCUAGAUGACUUUGACAGGCUAAAGACCCUGGGUACAGGCUCGUUUGGAAGAGUCAUGCUGGUCAAACAUAAAGGAACAGAGCAGUUCUUUGCCAUGAAAAUACUGGACAAGCAAAAGGUUGGUGCCCAGUGGAAAAUAGCUGGCCUUUUCAAGGACUGGUAACUCAUGUAUGAGCUGACAAGGCAAUGUAUGGCCUUGCUAUGGGAAGAGGAUAAAGAGAUGCUAUUUUAGGGCAUCAAACGUCGCAACAAGUGCAAAGCCUUGGUCGAGUGGGUAUCACUUCAGGCAGCAAGCACAUGUAUGCCUCCCCACCGAAGACCUGGGUUAAAUCCUCUGUAUCCCUCCUUACUCUCAUCCCAUCUGUUUCUACCUAUCUAAAUGAAGCAUACUUUUUUUUAGUAAAGGUAGUGUGCAAUUACACUGUCCAAAAAUAAAAAUAAAUCACGCAAAAAUGAAAUAAAACACUGUAGAUCAGUGGUAUUCAAACUUUUUCGGCGGGACCCCAAUUUUCCCCCAGAAUAUCUGGGGACCUACAUUUUUUUGCAAGAAUUCCUCGCUACCCCACCCUAAAUCUGAUGAUGACACAACCUUAAAAUUGUUACAUUUCUAUUUUUACCUUAACUAAUACCUUCAAUUCAUUACACUUUCAUCUCUUAUCAAAACUAGAAGAAACCAAUAAAUACAUUUACUCAAUAAAAUUGUAUUUUUAAAAGGAUCCUUCUCACAAACGUUGUAUAUUGUGACUUGUCCCAUACAAUAAUAUGUACUCUAAUUUUUAAUAUUUUUAAAUGGGGAACCCCACUGCAAGGUUGCGACCCCAACUUUGAAUACCACUGCUGUAGAUGUUAACUGGUGGCAUAACAUAAGUAUGAUUGUGUAAUGUUAGGACCGGCCAGCAGUAAUGUCUGCCAGUGGUUCCUCCCAUCACAUGCACAGAUAUGAUCUGACUUGUUAGUGUCUGGAUUAUAAUACCAUAGACUCUUUGCAUUACUGGAAUGCAAUCUAAAAGCUGUCCUAGCCACGCAAACCACCUGAUCUCGCGAGCUAACAUAAAUGGUUCGCUACCUCAGUCUGGUAAUUACGAGACUAAAGCUGUCCCCCUCCCCCAACCUCUACAGCUUUGUCAUGCCAUCAUUAAACAGUAAAUCAAAAUGUUGUUUUUCGGUCAAGAUGGUUGUCUGAUGAUCACUUCUUUGUCUGUUAGGUGGUAAAACUCAAGCAAAUAGAACACACGCUAAAUGAGAAGAGAAUAUUGCAGGCUGUGUCUUUUCCCUUCCUCGUCAGACUUGAUUAUGCCUUCAAGGUACAGUUUAUUUUCCUUCUGCAUACAGUGUUUUCAAUCUGGCCAUUGAGAUCAGGGGCCCUAUGUAUCAAGUGUCUCAAAGAAGGAGUGCUGAUUUAGGAUACGUUUUUCCUUUUUGAUCACAAUGAAUAUGAUUCGAUGAACAAGGGGGGACCUGAUCCCAGCACUACUCUGAGACGCUUAAUACAUAUGGCCCCUGGCCUCUUUAUUAUUCAGUUAUCUCAGUAUCUGAGUGGAUUUGUUUACAUCUGUCUAUGUCUCUCCACAGGACAACUCCAAUUUGUACAUGGUGAUGGAGUAUGUUCCAGGAGGAGAGAUGUUCUCACAUCUAAGACGAAUCGGAAGGUUCAGGUGAGUUUCUGUCUGAAUGUUCUGCUCAUAAAUGCAAAAUCAGGUUGAUUACAGAUUGUUUCUAGAUUUUCCAGUUGUUGAUAGAAAAUGAAUGUGUAUGUGUAUAUAUAUAUAUAUAUAUAUAUAUACACACACUGCUCAAAAAAAUAAAGGGAACACUUAAACAACACAAUGUAACUCCAAGUCAAUCACACUUCUGUGAAAUCAAACUGUCCACUUAGGAAGCAACACUGAUUGACAAUAAAUGUCACAUGCUGUUGUGCAAAUGGAAUAGACAACAGGUGGAAAUUAUAGGCAAUUAGCAAGACACCCCCAAUAAAGGACUGGUUUUGCAGGUGGUGACCACAGACCACUUCUCAGUUCCUAUGCUUCCUGGCUGAUGUUUUGGUCACUUUUGAAUGCUGGCGGUGCUUUCACUCUAGUGGUAGCAUGAGACGGGGUCUACAACCCACACAAGUGGCUCAGGUAGUGCAGCUCAUCCAGGAUGGCACAUCAAUGCAAGCUGUGGCAAGAAGGUUUGCUGUGUCUGUCAGCGUAGUGUCCAGAGCAUGGAGGCGCUACCAGGAGACAGGCCAGUACAUCAGGAGACGUGGAGGAGGCCGUAGGAGGGCAACAACCCAGCAGCAGGACUGCUACCUCCGCCUUUGUGCAAGGAGGAGCAGGAGGAGCACUGCCAGAGCCCUGCAAAAUGACCUCCAGCAGGCCACAAAUGUGCAUGUGUCUGCUCAAACGGUCAGAAACAGACUCCAUGAGGGUGGUAUGAGGGCCCUGACGUCCACAGGUGGGGGUUGUGCUUACAGCCCAACACCGUGCAGGACGUUUGGCAUUUGCCAGAGAACACCAAGAUUGGCAAAUUCGCCACUGGCGCCCUGUGCUCUUCACAGAUGAAAGCAGGUUCACACUGAGCACAUGUGACAGACGUGACAGAGUCUGGAGACGCCGUGGAGAACGUUCUGCUGCCUGCAACAUCCUCCAGCAUGACCGGUUUGGUGGUGGGUCAGUCAUGGUGUGGGGUGGCAUUUCUUUGGGGGGCCGCACAGCCCUCCAUGUGCUCGCCAGAGGUAGCCUGACUGCCAUUAGGUACCGAGAUGAGAUCCUCAGACCCCUUGUGAGACCAUAUGCUGGUGCGGUUGACCCUGGGUUCCUCCUAAUGCAAGACAAUGCUAGACCUCAUGUGGCUGGAGUGUGUCAGCAGUUCAUGCAAGAGGAAGGCAUUGAUGCUAUGGACUGGCCCGCCCGUUCCCCAGACCUGAAUCCAAUUGAGCACAUCUGGGACAUCAUGUCUCGCUCCAUCCACCAAUGCCACGUUGCACCACAGACUGUCCAGGAGUUGGCGGAUGCUUUAGUCCAGGUCUGGGAGGAGAUCCCUCAGGAGACCAUCCGCCACCUCAUCAGGAGCAUGCCCAGGCAUUGUAGGGAGGUCAUACAGGCACGUGGAGGCCACACACACUACUGAGCCUUAUUUUGACUUGUUUUAAGGACAUUACAUCAAAGUUGGAUCAGCCUGUAGUGUGGUUUUCCACUUUAAUUUUGAGGGUGACUCCAAAUCCAGACCUCCAUGGGUUGAUAAAUUUGAUUUCCAUUGAUCAUUUUUGUGUGAUUUUGUUGUUAGCACAUUCAACUAUGUAAAGAAAAAAGUAUUUAAUAAGAUUAUUUCAUUCAUUCAGAUCUAGGAUGUGUUAUUUUAGUGUUCCCUUAAUUUUUUUGAGCAGUGUGUGUGUGUAUAUAUAUAUAAUAUUUAUUUUACCUACAUUCCCGUACACGUAUUUAUUUGGACAGUGUAUCUAAAACAUUUAAUUUGGCUCUGUACUCCAAAAUUUUGGAUUUGAGAUUAAAUGUUUUAUGAGGCGACAGAAAAUAAUGUCACCUUUUAUUUUAGGGUAUUUUCUUACACGUUUUAGCAUUUAGAAAUGAAUGCACUUCAUUUAUCUAGUCCCCCCAUUUGAAGGUGUCCAUAAGUAUUUAGACAAAUUCAGUUAUCGUGCAUUACAUUUAUUUAAAAGUUUAGUGUUUGGUCCCAUAUUCCUAGCACGCAAUGACUACAACAAGCUUGUGACUCAACAAAGUUGUUGGAUGCAUUUGCAGUUUGUUUUGGUUGUGUUUCAGAUGAUGUUGUGCCCAACAGAAAUGUAUUGUAAAUAAUGUGUUGUGAUUUUGGAGUCACUUUUAUUGUAAAUAAUGUUUCUGAACACUUCUACAUUAAUGUGGAUGCUACCAUGAUUACGCAUAAUCAUGAAUAAUGAUGAGUGAGAAAGUUAGAUGCAUAAAUAUCAUUCCCCUCAAAAAAUUUGAUUAAUUCAUGAUUAUCCGUAAUCAUGAUAGCAUCCACAUUAUUGUCGAAGAGUUCAGAAACAUAUUCUAUUCUCAUUUACAAUAAAAUUGAAUCCAAAAUGACACAAUACAUUUUUUACCAUACAUUUCUAUUGGGAACGGAAAGGGGAUACCUAGUCAGUUGUACAACUGAAUGCAUUCAACAUAAAUGUGUCUUCCGCAUUUAACCCAACUCCUCUGAAUCAGAAAGGUGCGGGGGGCUUGCCUUAAUUGAUAUCCACGUCUUCGGCGCCCAGUUGCUGUUGGGAGUUUACUGCCUUGCUAAGGGGCAGAAUGACAUUUUUACCUUGUCGGCUCGGGGAUUCGAUCCGACAACCUUUCGGUUACCGGCCCAACACUCCUACCCGUCAGGCUACAUACCACACUACAUAUUCCGACACACAACCAAUACAAACUGCAAAUACAUCCAACAAGUUUGUAGAGUCACAAGCUUGAUGUAGUCAUUGCAUGCUAGGAAUAUUGGACCAAAUACUAAACGUUUAAAUACAUUUUAUACACUAACAGAAUUGUAUUUUUAUGACACCUUCAAAUGGGGGGGACUAGAUACAUAAAGUGCAUGAAAUGUUUUAGCUUCACUGUCCAAAUGCAUUUUUUUUUUUUUUUUUAUUCUGCUCUCCCCUUCACAUUUUCCACAUUUUGUUACGUUACAGCCUUUUUCUAAAAUUGAUUAAAUUGUUUUUUCCCCCUCAAUCUACACACAAUACCCCACAAUGACAAAGCAAAAACUGAUUUGUAUAAAUUAUUCCAAAUAUAUUACAAAAAAACAACAACUCACAUUUACAUAAGCAUUCAGAACCCUUUACUCAGUACUUUGUUGAAGCAUCUUUGGCAGCGAUUAAAGCCUUGGUCUUCUUGGGUAUGACGCUACAAGCUUGGCACACCUGUAUUUGGGGAGUUUCUCCCAUUCUUCUCUGCAGAUCCUCUCAAGCUCUGUCAGGUUGGAUGGGGAGCGUCGCUGCACAGCUAUUUUCAAGUCCGGGCUCUGGCUGGGCCACUCAAGGACAUUCAGAGACUUGUCCCGAAGCCACUCCUGCGUGGUCUUAGCUGUGUGCUUAGGGGUCGUUGUCCUGUUCGAAGGUGAACCUUCGUCCCAGUCUGAGGUCCUGAGCGCUCUGGAGCAGGUUUUCAUCAAGGAUCUCUUUCCCUCAAUCCUGACUAGUCUCCCAGUCUUGGUUUCAUCAGACCAGAGAAUCUUGUUUCUCAUGGUCAGAGAGUCCUUUAGGUAACUUUGGGCAAACUCCAAGUGGGCUGUCAUGUGCCUUUUACUGAGGAGUGGCUUCUGGAAGGUUCUCCCAUCUCUACAGAGGAACUUGGGUUCUUGGUCACCUCCCUGACCAAGGCCCUUCUCCCCCGAUUGCUCCGUUUGGCCGGGCGGCCAGCUCUAGGAAGAGUCUUGGUGGUUCCAAACUUCUUCCAUUUAAGAAUGAUGGAGGCCACUGUGUUCUUGGGGAUCUUCAAUGCUGCAGAAAUUUUUUUGGUACCCUUCCCCAGAUCUGUGCCUCGACACAAUCUUGUCUCCGAGCUCUACGGACAAUUCCUUCGACCUCAUGGCUUGGUUUUUGCUCUGACGUGCACUGUCAACUGUGGGACCUUAUCUAGACGUGUGUGCCUUUCCAAAUCAUGUCCAAUCAAGUGAAUGUACCACAGCUGGGCUCGAAUCAAGUUGUAGAAACAUCUCAAGGAUGAUCAAUGGAAAGAUGAUGCACCUUAGCUCAAUUUCGAGUCUCAUAGCAAAGGGUCUGAAUACUUAAGUAAAUAAGGUGUGUGUGUGUAUAUAUAUAUAUAUAUAUAUCACUUGUACAUUUGCAAAAAUUAAAAAAAAUCUGUUUUCGCUUUGUCAUUAUGGGGUAUUGUGUGUAGAUUGAUGAGGAAAAAAACUAAUUUAAUACAUUUUUGAAUAAGGCUUUAACGUAACAACAAAAUGUGGAAAAAGGGAAGGGGUCUGAAUACUUUCCGAAUGCACUGUAGCUGGUAGUUAAUUACAACUCUGAUAAAAUGUUUCUGCUUACUACAUCAUCAGUUAAACGGAUUCUUCUCGCUUUCCUUCCUUCACAGUGAACCGCACGCACGGUUUUACGCUGCACAGAUAGUACUGACGUUCGAGUAUCUCCAUUCACUAGACCUUAUCUACAGAGAUCUGAAGCCUGAGAACCUUCUAAUCGAUCAGCACGGCUACAUCCAGGUAUGUGUGACCAGUGCUACAAGUGGAUCAUUUUUAUUUUACAGCACCGGGGUUCUUAUUUUAGAGCCAAUAUUUCAUAAGAGAUGCUGGUAGGCCUACUCACAGGGAUGCAAACUCAUCGCUUUUCGGUGAUAUUCACCGUUUUGAUCUCAAAAUAGGCCAUCCACGUGAAUCGUGUAGACCUGAAGAGAAAAGGGGGGAGGGGUCUGUAUCUCAUAUUGAAAUCAUUGACUGAGCACAGAAAGUUAUUAAACGUAUUGAACUUAAGAGAAAGGUAGUUAAAUUGCACAAGUUUCUCAUAGUUAAUGAAAAUAAUGCAUCAGUGAUUCGUAUUUCCAGUAACUUUCUGAAGAAGUAACACCUGUGUGUGUUGUGUAGCCAGUUAGCAUGCCGAAACAGUCAUUUCUAAAGGCUUUCCCAAAAAACCUUGCCAAUUAAAUGUUGUCUGCAAAGUAGGCCUACCUGGCUGGCAGAAUGAUGAUCAUGAUACAUUUGUACCAAUCGGGUUCACAUGAAACACUGCUACAGAAACACUGCUACUAGCCAAACACAAGUCUCUUGCUGGUGCACAAUUGAAUUAAAGGGCAACUACACCCUCCCACACACCUCAAAUGUGGUCUCCUGAUGUGGUUGAAGCAUUGUUGUGAACUUAGAACAUAACAUUUUGUUGGUUUUCUAUCAAUAAAAGUGUGAUCUUGAGAGUGAAAAAAUCUGAAACCUGGAAAAGCAAAACCAAGAACGGAAUUUGGCAAAAACUAAAACAGAUUUUAUAGUGCCCUAUGUUUUGUUGUCUGGGGAGACCUGAGAUUAUCAUUACCUGUCAUGAUAAACCUUAAACCCAGGAGAAAGAGCCCAACUCCCCCUACCCCAGAACACCAUUUUCUCUGUCCAUUGUGGUUUGUAAAGUUAGGAGUGUUGAGAUUAUUCAAAUGUGUAUUUAUUACUUGUUAUUCUCUGAAAAUAAGCCAAUUUUCUUGCACUUCACACAGAUUUUUCAUCUUUCCAAAUGAAUUUUUUUGUCACCAUGUUGGGCCCUCACCAGUUUGCAUCCCUGUACUCAAGCAGUAGAACAUUUGAGGUGCCAGUACUGUGUACCGGGGCACACUGGCCUAACUUGAGCACUGUGCGUGACACAUCACUGCCUAUGGCGUAUACUGUAAUGAUGGGUUGUGUUUUCUCUGCUAUGUUGCUUUACUGACUGUACGUGUUCUUUGUGGUCAGGUGACAGACUUUGGAUUCGCCAAGCGGGUAAAAGGCAGAACCUGGACAUUGUGUGGAACUCCAGAGUACCUGGCGCCCGAGAUCAUCCUCAGCAAGGUGAGAGUCCUGUCUCUCUCUCUCGCUCACUCACACUGAAUUAAAUUACUCAAUUUGAAGACAUGGAACAUUGUUUGUUGCGAUGAAUUUAGAUUACAUAUGUGUUUGUGAACUACAUUUGUCAUUGUGCUGUGUGUAGGGCUACAACAAAGCAGUGGACUGGUGGGCCCUGGGGGUGCUUAUAUAUGAGAUGGCGGCUGGAUACCCUCCCUUCUUCGCUGACCAGCCUAUUCAGAUCUAUGAGAAGAUCGUGUCUGGAAAGGUAUGGACAAGUCAAUUUUACAUUAAGCAUGUCUGAAAUGGCCUACCUAUUUCACCUGCAGUUUAACACAUUUUGAACACCUGUCCUGUCCUCAUGGAGUAAGCUUAACUCAGUGGGAGGUUUUAACUGUCCAAUGAAUCCUUGUCUUGCUUUUGGCUUAGCCUCUUCUGUCUUCAAUCACUUACUAUACAGGUCCAACUAGGAACAAAUGUACAUUUCUCAAUACAUUACGGGGCGGCAGGUAGCUUAGUGGUUAAGAGCGUUGUGCCAGUAACCGAAAGGUCGCUGGUUCUAAUCCCCGAGCAGACUAGGUGAAAAAUCUGUCGAUGUGCCCUUGAGCAAGGCACUUAACCCUAAUUGCUCCUGUAAGUCGCUCUGGAUAAGAGCGUCUGCUAAAUGACAAAAAAAAAAAUGUUUUUGACAAAACCUCUUGUGUCCCCCUGUAGGUUCGCUUCCCGUCCCACUUCAGCUCUGACCUGAAGGACCUGCUGAGGAACCUGCUGCAGGUGGACCUGACCAAGCGCUACGGCAACCUGAAGAAUGGCGUCAACGACAUCAAAGGACACAAGUGGUUCGCUACAACGGACUGGAUUGCCAUCUAUGAGAGGAAGGUACAUACAAGGCUGUGUUGGAAGAUGAGGACAAUCAAUGCGAAGUUGAAUUGCUCUUUAUAGCACAUAACUUUUAUGAAACACAUUGGCCAAAGUCUUGCCUACUACUUACUAAAACGACAUACUGUGUACUAAUCAUACUACAAACUAUUUCAGCAACAAAUAUCAACAUACUACUCAUCCAUACUGAGAAGGCAUAAUCUAAAUGCACAAUCGCUCUUGUUCCACACCAUUUGUACAUUUUUGCAGAGCAUGUCCCCUAUUCUAAUUAUCAGCUGUUGUCAAACACACGUGGGUCUGAAAAGACCAUUCUCUUCCUCAAUAGUGUGCAGCGAAUUCUAAAUGAAAAGCCGAAAUGAGUAUGACAUCCUGCGAUUUAAAGUAUACUACAUCUUUUAAAUUUCACAUUCUAUAAAACGUUUUAUUUUUGCAUAGCCAAAAAUCCUACUAUUUAGAACGCAAGUAUGGGUAUUCAGACAUGGCCUCUGUAUUUUAUUGAUGUCCAGUAGUACUUUCUUGAGCAUUGUGAUCUUGCAACAAUAGUCUUUAUAUGGCGUCAUAAUAAUGUUUUCUAUUUGACUUACUAUAAUUACUUCAUAAUGCAUUUUGCUGAAUGGUGGUAUUACCUAGGCAUCUGAAAAUUAUUGUAUUACAAUAUCAUUGAAGUACUGGCUUGGUCUCCUCUAAGGCAAACUCCCUCUAACUCCGCCCCUGGUUGUGCUGCUCACUGUGUUUUCAGGUGGAAGCCCCGUUCAUACCAAAGUGUCGAGGCGCUGGAGACACGAGCAACUUCGACGACUACGAGGAGGAGGAGAUCCGAGUCUCCGUAACGGAAAAAUGUGCAAAGGAGUUUUCCGAGUUUUAG